Anopheles stephensi (Asian malaria mosquito) is the source of this 1137-nucleotide messenger RNA. RefSeq lists its product as uncharacterized. Lineage: Eukaryota; Metazoa; Arthropoda; Insecta; Diptera; Culicidae. The transcript is spliced from 2 exons. The record is from RefSeq and is a predicted model, not a curated record. Bases 490 to 1137 code for a protein of 215 amino acids.
UCGAAUAUCUCAGCAACAAGGCACAUUAACGUGAACAAUUACGGUUCCAACUGAAGUGUAAAAGGCAGUGAAACAUCACACGAGGAAGGCAGACAACGGUUAUCGUCGUAGUUAUCCCGGAACCACAUAGGAAAAGUAUUAGAAGCCCGACAUCGGAUCGCGCUCAAGCCAUGGGUAGUGCGAUGAAAGGUCUGAUCGCGUAUGACUGUGCGCAUGACAACAUCAAUAUCACAAGUUACUCACUCAUAAAUGUAGCCUCUUGCGAAACCCCGACAAAGAACAUAACCAUUAACGAGUCGCGAAUUCAAGUAUUGCAACAAGAAAUUCGUUCAUGUUCACCAAUGCAAGGUAGCAAUCAAACGCUCGAUAAAACAUUGUGGCGCGUGGUCCCACACCUCUGAGUACGAAAACGGUUACGCGUAUAUUGUAAAGGAAUUCACUCCAGAAGAAUGUAAAACCGCUCAAACGUCAGGCGAAAUUUCACUCUCCAUGAAUUAUAUGGUUAGGGAAUUAAGCCGCAAUGAUACCACCAGGGGAAUGGCGCUUGUCACCGGCAGCAUCAAGGGUUCAGCCUGCGUCGGAGGGCUCUACGCGACUUCAUCCCAAGCCUGGGAAAACGCGCUUGUCUUCUACGAAUACGAGAUCAGCAUGUACGACUACUUCACAACAACGAACAUCGAGAGCGAUCAAAUCACCUUACGAAAUGGCUCAUAUAGCGUUGGAUGGUGCUUGGAUGCAGAAUUCGGUUACUUCACGUGGGAGAAAAAUCACCAAAUACCGUGCGAAGGAACCGACUUUGAAAUCAUCUACGAAGGUACGGUCAACAAGACAUUUGACAGCAACGACGUCAGAGGUUCAAUGACCGCGGUGUACACUCUUAUAACACCAGAACACAUGUUCUCCAUAAGAGCACGCGACACAAGACAAAUCUGCGGUUUCGACAGCUACGUCACAGACCACCCACGCAUCUUCAUACUCGAGCUGAACGGUUAUCAAUCGCCGUUCAAGCGUAAGGCGGAGAACGGGAGGAACUUGGAUUUAUUCACCUAUUUUAACUCCAAGAUUACGCUCGUGGAAAGUUACCUAGGGCAACAGCUAAACGACGUCUACACAACGGUGAUGACCGAAAUGUGCUAG